AUGUCCAUGGCGACGUACGAGCAGGUGAUGGAUGACCUGGCCAAGGGGCAGGAGUUCGCGACGCAGCUGCAGGGCCUCCUCCGGGACUCCCCCAAGGCCGGCCACAUCAUGGACCAGAUCCUCCACACCUUCUCCCGCGCCAUCCACGCCGCCAAGGCCGCGGCCGCGGCCAGCGCCAGUGCCGGCGAGAGCGAGGUCACCGAUGGCGCAAGCAGCGGCGGGAAGAGGAAGUCCAUCGCCGGUGGAGGACCGCGCAAGGCCAGUCGGACAAGGACCCAGGAUUCGUCCGUCGUCACGAAGAACAUGAGGAGCUUGGAGGACGGGCAGACAUGGCGCAAGUACGGGCAGAAGGAGAUACAGAACUCCAAGCACUCAAAGGCCUACUUCCGGUGCACGCACAAGUACGACCAGCAGUGCAUGGCGCGGCGGCAGGCCCAGCGCUGCGACGACGACCCGGACACGUUCAAGGUCACCUACAUCGGCGUGCACACCUGCCGGGACCCCGCCGCCGCCAUGGCGCCGCAUGCUCCUCACCUGACCGGCACCGCGGCCGGCUGCCGCCUCAUCAGCUUCGCGCCGGCCGUUGUUCAUGGCGCCAGCACCAGCACGACCACAACGAACACCAACCUGGUCGACGAGGACGCCGCGACGGGGUCCGGCCUGCAGCUGUCGGGCCUGAAGCUUGAGGGCGGCGACCUGGAGGAGGUGCUGAGCAGCCGCACCCCCGUGAGCUCUGCCCUGUACGGCGCAGCGGCGGCGGCGGCGGCUUGGCCUGACCAGGGCGACGUCACGUCCACCCUGCAGUACGGUGGUGCCGGUGCCUUUGAACAGCUCUUUGAUCUCGAUGGUUACCCGUAUCUCGAGGACCUCCUGCCGUACGAUCUCGACCAUUGA
Messenger RNA from Triticum turgidum subsp. durum (durum wheat), 894 nucleotides. The record is from the annotation of a GenBank genome assembly. Lineage: Eukaryota; Viridiplantae; Streptophyta; Magnoliopsida; Poales; Poaceae.